GGAGAAAAGUCGAAAGUGCUUCCGUUGUCUGGCUACGAAGAGCUGAUGAGGAAUGCCCUGAAGAAAGCCAUCGGAUAUAUGCACUUUCCCUCUUUCAACCGCAGGUUCAGUUCCGGCCAACAUGCUCGAGCAAUGCAAGGAACAAGUCACACGAACCACAUCCAGAAUAUCAGGAGAGCUGAUCGUAUAUAUGAGAUUUCAAAUAUGGUUGCUGAGAAUAUCAACCGUGUGUCCAUAUCUCUGCCAAAGAGUCACAUAUUCAGGGUUCAUCAUCAACUACGUGUUGUGAAUGAGAAGGAGUACGAGCCUGUCUUGGUUUCCAUUGGCCCUUACCACCAUGGCAAGAGCAAUCUCCAACAUAUGGAGGAACAUAAACUGCGGUAUCUAAGCCAAUUGAUCAAACGUAGAGAAAGAAAGGGUAUAACUAGGUCGGACCAAUUAAACAAGUAUCUUACGACUCUCGAAGAAUUGGAAGACCAAGCCCGUUGCGGCUAUGAUGACGCCAUCCCCCUCGAGCCAAAUAAGUUCCUAGAGAUGAUGCUGCUCGAUGGUUGCUUUAUCAUCGAGCUGUUCCGUGAGUUCUCAAGAGAUGAGAAAGAAAGGGACCCUUUCCUCAAGGCAGACUGGGUACAUAAUGCUCUCGCACGAGAUUUAACCUUGCUUGAAAAUCAGCUUCCAUUUUCCGUCCUGAAAAGCUUGCACCAUGAGAUCUCUGACGAGCCCGACCUCUUUCAACUUAUUUUCACUGCUUUGGAUUAUCUUCCCGCGUAUUCUAACUUACCUCCACGUCAAAGCCAGAAAGAAAAGAGUAUUGCUCGGCAAAGUAUUUCCGACCUUGCCAAACAACCAAUACUCCCAGCUAAAUCUGCUUCCUCCAAAAGGAGACACCUAAAUCCGGAAAAGCUUAACGAUAUCAAGCAUCUCCUGGAUCUUGUACGGAAGUUUAUGCUUGUGGAAGAGACCUUGGAGAUGGGAAGUCAGACCCCGCAAGGAGCCCACCAAGUGAAAAGAGCUGUUAGUAGAGAUUGCAUAAAUAAGAGGAGAAAGAAGUUUUCACAUUCGGCCAUAGAGUUGAGAGAAUCAGGGGUCACAUUUAGGAGUGUGGAGAAAGGGAAGUUCUACGAUAUCCGAUUUAAAAAUGGCAUCUUGGAGAUUCCUGUCAUUCGAAUCACAGACAACAUGGAGACAUUGUUCCGGAAUCUGAUUGCAUACGAGGAGCACGCUCCUGGUAAUGCCAUUAAGUAUAUAUCCGAUUACAUGGCUUUUGUGGAUGGACUAAUCAAUUCCCCCAAGGAUGUGGAAUUACUCCGUCGUAAAGGGAUCAUUGAGAACUUGAUGGGUGAUGAUGAAGCAGUCUCCACGAUGUUCAGUCAGAUGAACAAGAACACGGUCGUGACACCAGAUUUUUACUAUGAUGAUAUUAUCAAGGAUCUGACAUCAUAUUGCCAGAAGCCCUGGAAUACUUCAAAGGCGAAGUUGAAGAGAAAUCAUUUUGAUUGUCCAUUGGCAAUCAUGUCAAUUGUUGUAGCCUUUCUAUUACUUGCUAUGGAUGUAACACAAACAGCUUACACAGUUUGGUCAUACUAUGAGCAGAUUAAGCCGCAGGCUGAUGAGCAGAUUGAGCUGCAGCCGCUGGCUGAUGAGCGGAUAGAGCCGCGGGCUGAUGAGAAGAUUGAGCCGCGGGCUAAUGAGCACACUGAGCCGCGGGCUGAUGAGCAGAUUGAUCAGAGGGCUGAGUAGAUGGAGCAGACAUAGGUAGUUGGAUGAUUUAGUGGAGUUAUUGGCCUGAUUAGAUUCCUCAAUAAGUGUCUUUCUUUCUUGGAGCAUCUCGUUUUCUUUUUUGUAUUUCCAUCUGCCAUUUGUGUUGUACCUCCUUCGCCUGUCUAUCUUACUUUCCAGAAUGAGCAAAAAGAUAUUUGAUGCAGCCAAAAUCUUCAUUGAAUGUACUUAUUGUCGAGUCUGCAUAUUACAUCGUUUUGUUUGUGAAA
Molecule: messenger RNA, 1988 nt
Organism: Punica granatum (pomegranate)
Lineage: Eukaryota; Viridiplantae; Streptophyta; Magnoliopsida; Myrtales; Lythraceae
Source: RefSeq, a predicted model, not a curated record